AUGAUGGUUUCGAUGGAGGCAUUAGCAAUGGCAGGAUCGGAUUAUCAAGAAUGGGGACUUAGUAUUGAUGAAUGGGGGCUUCAAGAAUCUGUCGUUCCACCUCAUUUGCUUGCAGAUGAUUUUCAAGAAGAAGAUCAUCCAGAAGAUGAUGAUCGAGUUCCCGAUGGUGUAGCGGUUAUACCGGAUGUUACAUGUGACAUUCUAGCUUCGCUUGGGAAAUUUAUUGAACAAUCUAUGUCACAUAUCGUCGUUGUUCACCUAAAGCAUCUUAAGUUCCUCAGACUUCUUGAGAACUUUUUGUUCAGCCAUGUUUUUGAGUUUCUUUUGUAA
Microthlaspi erraticum is the source of this 330-nucleotide messenger RNA. Lineage: Eukaryota; Viridiplantae; Streptophyta; Magnoliopsida; Brassicales; Brassicaceae. The record is from the annotation of a GenBank genome assembly.